Messenger RNA from Blastomyces gilchristii SLH14081, 1995 nucleotides. RefSeq names its product nucleolar GTP-binding protein. Gene Ontology annotation, biological process: ribosomal large subunit biogenesis. The transcript is spliced from 5 exons. Bases 1 to 1995 code for a protein of 664 amino acids. The record is from RefSeq and is a predicted model, not a curated record. NCBI's taxonomy places the organism in Eukaryota, Fungi, Ascomycota, Eurotiomycetes, Onygenales, Ajellomycetaceae. Gene Ontology annotation, molecular function: GTPase activity; RNA binding; GTP binding. Gene Ontology annotation, cellular component: nucleolus.
AUGAAGACGACUUGGAAGGAGAUUCAACCUGUGCCCUCGAGCCAGGAGUUCCUGGAUAUCGUUCUUUCUCGGACGCAGAGACGGCUGCCGACGCAGAUUCGUGCUGGUUUCAAGAUUAGCCGGAUUCGAGCGUUCUAUACUAGAAAAGUGAAGUUUACACAAGAGACUUUUUGUGAGAAAUUUCAAAAUAUAUUGGAAGGCUUCCCAAGGUUGCAGGACAUUCACCCAUUUCACAAGGAUUUGAUGAACACGCUCUACGAUGCCGACCAUUUCCGUAUUGCACUUGGCCAGCUAGCUACCGCCAAACAUCUGAUAGAAACCGUUUGUCGUGACUAUGUCCGCCUCAUCAAAUAUGCUCAGUCGCUAUUCCAAUGUAAACAGCUCAAGCGGGCUGCUCUAGGUCGCAUGGCGACGAUAUGCAGACGGCUGAAGGAACCGCUUGUCUAUCUUGAACAGGUGCGACAGCAUCUCGGCCGUCUGCCCUCGAUCGACCCCAACACUAGAACGCUCCUUAUUUGCGGAUACCCCAACGUUGGCAAGUCCAGCUUUCUGAGGAAUAUUACCAAGGCAGAUGUCGACGUGCAGCCAUAUGCGUUCACUACUAAGAGUCUAUUCGUCGGCCAUUUCGAUUACAAAUACCUUCGCUUCCAGGCGAUUGAUACCCCUGGUAUCCUAGACCAUCCGCUUGAAGAAAUGAACACCAUUGAAAUGCAGUCGAUUACUGCUAUCGCGCAUUUGAGAUCUGCCAUUCUCUACUUCAUGGACUUGUCAGAGCAGUGUGGGUACUCGGUCACAGAUCAGAUUAAGCUAUUCAACAGCAUCAAGCCUCUGUUUGCGAAUAAGAUUGUUUUCAUAGUAGUUAAUAAGAUCGACAUAAUGCGGCCGGAAGAUCUAGAUGCCUCGACCCAGGCGGAGCUUCAAUCCAUCUUGAAACCUGGUGAUGUCGAGAUGCUACAGGUUUCCUGUACCACUACAGAAGGAGUUACUACUGUGAAGAACGCGGCUUGUGAUCGACUUCUGGCGGAGCGAGUGGCACAGAAACUGAAAGCGGGGAGUAAUAACUCUGGUACACCGUCAGGAAGACUGGGUGACCUUCUGGCCAGAAUCCACGUCGCCCAACCCAUGGGUGGAGUGGUUCGCGAAACGUUCAUCCCUGAAGCAGUCCAUUCGUUGAAGAAGUAUGAUAAGAACGACCCGGAGAGACGCCGGCUUGCCAGGGAUAUGGAAGAAGAGAAUGGCGGCGCGGGUGUAUUUAAUGUGGAUCUGAAGGAGAACUACACGCUUGCCAAUGACGAGUGGAAACACGAUAAAAUUCCCGAAGUAUGGAACGGCAAGAACAUCUACGACUUCGUGGAUCCUGACAUCGAGUCGAAACUCGCCGCGCUAGAGGAGGAGGAAGAGAAGCUGGAGGCAGAGGGAUACUACGACUCCGACGAGAGCGUUGAAGAUGCAGAGGAGGCCGAUAUCCGCAUGAAGGCAGAGCUCAUCCGCGAGAAACGACAGCUAAUCCGCAACGAGUCCAAGAUGCGCAAAUCGCUCAAGAACCGCGCGUUAAUCCCGCGCAGCGCCAAGGCGCGCAAACUGUCUGAGAUGCAAUCACAUCUAGAAUCGAUCGGGUACGAUGCAACAUCUGCAACCAGAAGUGCCCAGGGACAGACCCCAUCUCAGGCACAGUCGCGUGGCCGGAGUGCUACACGAAACGAGAAUACAGAUACUGCAGAUGCCAUGGAUAUUGAUGGUGAUGGCAACAAUGCACGCCAGGAGCUGCUCCAGCGCGCCAAGAGCCGGGCUCGCAGCCAGGUACCAGCCAACCGACGCGUUGACGGCAUAACGGACAUGAAGACUCGAAGCAAGGCGGAUAAGAUGGCCAAGCUAGCGCAGAUAAAGAUGAAUCGGAUGGCGAGACAGGGUGAGGCAGAUCGACAUACAACGGCUUCUUUGCCGAAACAUUUGUUCUCUGGGAAACGUGGCAUGGGCAAGACUCAACGACGCUGA